AUGUUCCUUGCAACAGUUAAUCACAUGGUCGACUGUGCAAUUGGAGUGGGAGGUAAACCAGGCAGCAGAACGGAGGGAAGCACUUCAGUGGAAAUGCCUACAACGGAGGACGGUACCGGCAUAUGUGGAAUGGGAUCCGGCGAAAUAAUGCUAAAUAACGGGCCUGAAAUAUUUGUCACCUCAGAAACAUUAGUACAAGGAGAUACAUUUUUUUCUUAUCUCUACAGGAGAAGCUUCUACGAGAUCAAAGAAAGCCGCCGGAGUCACUUUCCCAAAACUUACCAAAUUGGGACUGAUAACAGUUUCUGCAUAAUGUUCUAG
Molecule: messenger RNA, 321 nt
Organism: Nakaseomyces glabratus
Lineage: Eukaryota; Fungi; Ascomycota; Saccharomycetes; Saccharomycetales; Saccharomycetaceae
Source: RefSeq, a predicted model, not a curated record